Messenger RNA from Drosophila eugracilis, 733 nucleotides. RefSeq lists its product as uncharacterized. The record is from RefSeq and is a predicted model, not a curated record. The transcript is spliced from 2 exons. Lineage: Eukaryota; Metazoa; Arthropoda; Insecta; Diptera; Drosophilidae. Bases 98 to 733 code for a protein of 211 amino acids.
UUACCUUCCCAUCUAGUUGGGAAAUUCACUUAGCCGUAUAGUGCACUCAAUAUAAAACCCACUGCCAGAGAAUCUGAGUUUUAGUAUCAAUUCAAAUAUGCAACUAGGUAUUAUAUUCGUGCUUCUCGGCUGGAUUGCUGUAGCAAAUUCGAUUGACCUUCGCCAAAGGUUGUUAACGACAUCGAAAGAGAGUUUAUCUAAGGUUUUAAAUGAUAGUCCUGUUUCUCAGGAAGUUUUAAGGAAUAUAAAACUAUGCAAGGCUGUUGAGAGUACGAGUUCGGAGACUACAGAAUUGCCUUCUAGUAAAGUUACUCGUGAAGAGGUCACCACAAAAGGGAUCGUUACUCCCAAUGUCACAUCUAGCUUACCAGAUGGCAAUAUAGCAUCUAAGACUAAGGAAAGGAAGCUGAUACCUCUACCAACUCUAAAAUCCACCAGCCCUUCAAACCCUCCCCAAGUCAGCAGUGGAAAAGAUAACAAGAAUCUACCAAGUAACGGCAUAAAAAGUCUAAUUCCAUUGCCGAAAACCGCUUCGGAUAUUAUUAAAGGAAAAGAUGAUGAAAACAAACAUAACUCCACUUCAAAAAAACUUGGACUAUUACCCACGUCUAAGCCAUCUUCCACACCAACCACAACCGAAGAUCCGGAAGACUGUGAAACUCUUCCCGAAGACAUUGGCUCACGACUAGAUGCACAAACUCUGAAAUCUCUAGUUAAAAUUAUAUCAGGAUAA